CCAAGCCACCGUCGACUUUAGUUAACUCUCUCUCUCUCUCUCUCUCUACUCCGUCUCAGAUUUCUCUUCUCCGCUCGGAAAAGCUCCAAACUUUGCUCUGCAAAUCCUAAUCUUCCGAUGUCGAUCUUCGAGUACAAUGGAAGCGCCGUCGUGGCAAUGGUGGGGAAGAACUGCUUCGCCAUCGCUAGUGAUCGGAGGCUAGGUGUGCAGCUGCAGACAAUCGCCACCGAUUUCCAGAGGAUCUCAAAGAUCCACGAUCGUGUCUUCAUCGGCCUCUCUGGUCUCGCCACCGAUGUCCAAACACUGUACCAGCGCCUUGUGUUCCGUCAUAAGCUGUACCAGCUUCGGGAAGAGAGAGACAUGAAGCCGGAAACUUUCGCCAGUCUCGUCUCCGCCAUUAUUUACGAGAAGAGAUUUGGUCCUUACUUGUGCCAACCAGUGAUUGCUGGAUUGGGAGAAGAUGACAAGCCCUUCAUCUGCACCAUGGACUCCAUUGGUGCCAAGGAGUUGGCUAAAGAUUUCGUUGUAUCUGGAACUGCUUCAGAAUCACUGUAUGGGGCCUGCGAAGCAAUGUACAAGCCAGACAUGGAAGCCGAGGAACUGUUUGAGACGAUUUCACAAGCACUUCUGUCGUCAGUUGACCGAGAUUGUCUGAGUGGUUGGGGAGGGCAUGUCUACGUUGUAACACCAACGGAGAUUAAAGAGAGGAUCCUAAAGGGAAGGAUGGAUUAAGCUGAUUCAUCAUUAUCUGCUUUUAUCCAAGUUGUUGUUUUUUGUUGUUGCUGUAAUCUGUUUUUAAUUAGAUUUUAACCAUCGUUUAAUCAUA
Messenger RNA from Brassica oleracea var. oleracea, 826 nucleotides. RefSeq names its product proteasome subunit beta type-3-A-like. The transcript has 7 exons. Gene Ontology annotation, cellular component: proteasome core complex; proteasome core complex, beta-subunit complex. The record is from RefSeq and is a predicted model, not a curated record. Gene Ontology annotation, biological process: proteasome-mediated ubiquitin-dependent protein catabolic process. Lineage: Eukaryota; Viridiplantae; Streptophyta; Magnoliopsida; Brassicales; Brassicaceae. Bases 118 to 732 code for a protein of 204 amino acids.